GCCUGCGUAUCGGGACGGUGAUGACGGUGUGAGCAGAUUUCGUUAGCCAGCAAUGUGUUGUUAUGUGUGGUACUAGUGCCUUGCUAACGAAUUCAUUCGACUUUGAAAUCAGGGAUACAAUAUAUACAAACAAAAUUGAAUCCGGGAUCGUGACAUGAUGUAGACGAGCUACAGAACACGCCUCGGGACUGCAAUGAGUGACUGAAAUCAAGAGAAAGGCAACAAGAGUUUUCUUCUUAGGUUAGAUAACCGUUAGCUGGCUGGCGCUAAGUUAGGGUUUACGUAAACACCGGCCAUUUAGUCGGUAAUGUUAAUGGUAUCGGGUCUUAUAUAAAAACCGACACAUUGAGCGAAGUGGACGUCGAGUGGCCGUUUUUUCGAAAAUUAAGGACAUUCUUUCUGGAGGAAAUGGGGAAGGCAGAUAGUGACUGUAUUUGAAACGAUCGGGCUCACCGGGUGAAGUAGAGCAACGUUACAUAGCUACGCGAAUGUGUUGCGAAACAACACUCUAACGUUAGACCUUCAAGAAUACCAGUUUGAAGCUAGGGUGCACCAGGAUAGGUUAGAUAAGUAAGUCAGCCGGCUCAGUAGAUAUAUAUUUUCAUGAUAUUACAUUUUGAAAGGAAAUGUUGGGACUGGUAAAGGAUAACGUUUCACAACUACAGAAACUAGGCUAUCGUUACCUGAGGACUUCUUGGCGGAGCAUCAUAGUUACGGAAGCGAUUAUGGUCUAUAUUGGUUAUGAAACAUGUCUAGGGUAUUAAUCAGCAUACAACAGUCACUUUAAGUGGGGCUUCUGUAGCCGUUGUCUGCUCCACUUAAUUUUGGCAGUUUGGACAAUCUGACUUUUGUAAUGUUUAAGGGCAGGGCCUACUUUUGCGGUGGGUUCGUUUUAUAAUUUUACUGGGACAUGGGAGGAGGCGCUCUUCGUGUUAGCAAGAAGCUUGUGUAACACUGCUAGAUAGAUAGCUGUGUAAUUUAACCCACAUUUUGCUGCCAAUUACACAACGAUGGACGCGGGAAUACAAAACCACACGGAACAUUUUGUUCAUGACAUAUCGAACCCUAACGCACAGGGUUUAUGUCCUGAAAUGCUUGAGGUUGCAGAGGAAGCUUGUCGGGCUGGAGAUUUCGACCUUGCUGUGGAGAUCUACAGCUCUCAGCUGGCAGAUCUACACCAGCCUGACCGGGGACUGUGUUUACGCAAAGCGGACGCGUUAGCUCGAGCUGGUCGGAUAGGGGACGCUUUGGACUCAUAUCGUGUAGCAGCAAACAUUCAGAGGCUUUUGCCUGAUGAACUCGGACUUUUGGUUGAAAGUAUUGCGCGGACUAUUCGCGGAAAGGAGUUGAGCGACCCCAAAACUGAGACCAUUGUCAACGGAAGACAAACGUCUCACGACUCAAAAACAAGUGGCAGGUCUAACAACGGGUGCACGGGCGCUGACAGAGAUGGAUCGGAGGAAGAUGAAUGUUUGGACUUAUUUAGUUGUAAACUUUGCAAGUGUCUGUUAUCCGAACCAACUACAUUAGAAUGUGGCCAUACAUUUUGCAAGCGGUGCCUGGAAGACACUGAAGCAAAGGAGUGCAGCAGUUGUCAUUCCCAAAUAAACAAAACACACGGCGAGAAUCGUAUUCAUGGAUUUAAUGGAGUCAAUGUUGUACUCAGCAGUCUUUUGGAUAAAUGGUUUGAAUCGGAAAGCAAAUCCAGACGACUUUGGUUGGAAGCAGACGGAAUGUGGAAGAAACAUGACCUGGCCAACGCAUUGGAAAAGUUCAAUAAAGCUGUGGAAAUAGCGCCCUCUAUCUGCAGGCUGCUGGGACGGCGCGCUGAAUUGCACAUGGAAAUGAGGAAUUUCAGCCAAGCCAUCCAGGACGCGGACAGCGUGUGCCGACUGAAACCUCAGUGCCCCAAAGCCCACUAUACAAAGGCGAAGGCUCUGAGUGCAGCUGGAAGGGCAGAGGAGGCACUGCAGCAGUAUUUCUACUGCGUGGCCCUUAAGCCAGGCUGGAGCGUGGUCAAGCUCGAAGCACAGAAGGUCCUGGGUGAGCUCUUCUCGUCAGUGUUUGAGGAGGAUGGUCUCUCUGCCCCGUUGCCCUCAAGGCAGAGUGGACCGUCGUCUCGUCUGAAGCCCUCUUCCCUGGUCAACUCGCUGCCCCCCUCCUUCGGCGCACCGGGAUGCUCCAAGGACGCCAGUGGCAGCAUGUCCAAGAGCAGCGGGGGCAGUGAGAGCACCAGCUCUGGCAGCUCCUCUCUGGCCAUCCCCAAACCCGACGGCCUGUUUGAGAACCCCAAGAGCCUGACGGCGGUGCUGUCCGCCCUGCCCGUGCCCUCCACACUCAAGAGGAAGGGGUCCGGGGAGCUCAGCCCAGCGCCCCCUUGCAAACUCCAUCGGCCCGCAGAUUGUCCCAGUUCGUCAGCAGCCCUGCGCGUGUUUCCAGGUGUGAGGCAGGUGCCUAUGGACCUCCUAGACAGUGGAGAUUUGGAGUGCUCUCUGUGUAUGAGGCUGUUCUAUGAACCGGUCACCACCCCCUGUGGACACACCUUCUGCCUCAAGUGUCUGGAGCGCUGCAUGGAUCACAAUCCCAACUGCCCGCUCUGCAAAGAGAAUCUGUCUGAGUACCUGGCCAGUAGGGGGUACAGUAAGACCUUCCUAAUGGAGGAGGUGCUGCAGCGCUACCUGGCAGAGGAGCUGGCCGAGAGGAAAAAAGUCCAUGAAGAGGAGAUGAAGGAGCUCUCCAACUUGAACCAGGAAGUGCCCAUCUUCAUCUGCACCAUGGCAUUUCCCACAAUCCCCUGCCCCCUGCACGUGUUCGAGCCGCGCUACCGCCUCAUGAUCCGACGCUCCAUGGAGACUGGCACCAAGCAGUUCGGCAUGUGCAUUGCAGAUGAUGUGAAAGGGUUUGCAGACUACGGCUGCAUGCUGGAGGUGAAGGACGUGAAGUUCUUCCCCGACGGGCGCUCGGUGGUGGACACGGUGGGCGCGGCCCGCUUCAAAGUGCUCAGCCACGGACAGAGGGAUGGCUACCACACCGCCAAGAUCGACUACCUGGAGGACAGGAAGGUGGAGGGUGAGGAGCUGGCGGAGCUGGUGAAGCUGCACGACUCCGUGUACGAUCAGGCCACGGCCUGGUUCACGUCCCUCAGAGACAACAUGAAGAGUCAGAUCCUCAGCCACUUCGGACACCUGCCCGUCAAAGACCCUGAUCCACAGGGCAACCCCAAUGGGCCGGCAUGGUGCUGGUGGCUGCUGGCUGUGCUUCCGCUGGAGAACCGGGCCCAGCUCACCAUCCUGGCCAUGACCUCGCUCAAGGACCGCCUCAUCGCUAUCCGCAGGGUCCUCAUCUUUGUCACACGCAAACGCCCGCGGUAACCUCUGCCCCUCACCCCACUCCACCAACCCCCACCCCACCCCCCUACCCUCCCCCCCUCUCCUCUCUCGGGCCCUGUCCAGGAGGAGCAGAGAGGAUGACCCACGCACUGGCAGGUCUUGAGAAUGGAACACUCCGGAACACUCUGACCUCUUCCACAGGUCUGCCACUCCACUUGCUGCUUGUUUUAGACCAAAUGAGGGCUCCACAGAACGGAUCAGAUCAGCCCUGCUCCACGCUCAGAGCAGAGCUUCACAAAUGACCCCCUGUCAAACUAGCGCUGAUUGUCUGAAGCGUCUCCUUAGGAUUCCUGAACUUUGGCAUCAUCACAUCCAGCACGUGGGCAAGUUAGGUUCUCGCAGCGCCUGCUUUCCCUGUAGGAGAAUGAAGUUAUGGCACCGUAGCAGCUGAAGUGAGCGAAAGAGCCGCACAAUAUAAACGCUUCCCUGUCGUCUGUAUCUGAGUGCGGUUCCAUCAGUCUAAGCUUAGUAAUCUGGCUGUACGCUCAUCUUCCUCUUCCUCUUCCUGUCAUACGCACACACACUGGUUCGCCCUGUACUGAAGCUCCUGUACCUCACAAAGGGGCGGCUUUUUUACUCUCUGAUGGAACAGUUGACCUCUGUGGACGGCUGGUCACCGUGUUCAAUGGCAAAGUGGGAGCUCUCAACCUCAAAAGCUCCUGCUCUGCUGUAGUAGUAAACCAGAAGGAUCUGUAGCCCUGCCCCAGAUAUGUUCCCCUGUAACUUAACUUGUACCCGAGCCUGAUCAUGUGGACACACAAGACCUCCAUUUUAGAGUAGCCAUUGUUGGACUUGAUGAAGCUUCUCCCACGUCAUGGCAGCAUCUAUACAAGUGCACAACGCCCUGGUAGUUCAUAGCCAAUCGAAACGCUUCCUUUUUCUCCUGAAUGACUUCAUUCCGUUUCUCUGCAGCUUUAAUUGACAGUCUUAAAACAUGAAGUGAACUUGUGUUGAAACCACUCAUCGCACAACCGACUGGUUCUCGUUUUGGGAUGAGAGGAGCCGUAAUUUUUACCUGGUUGGAUGGAGACCGCUCCUCUGCACAGUGUACAUACCAGAGGAACACUCUGAAUGUAAUUGGACUUAGUUCUCUGUGGCUCAUUGCUUCACACGCAUAUCUAUGCUCUCUGCUAAAUGCACAUGAGAUAGAUAAGCUAGAGGGGGCCACCCAACACCCCUGAACACUCCUGUUCUUUACACCUCAUUUGGAAAACCAACACUUGUCCUUCACACUACAGUAGUCCCUAGAAACUGAGUGGGUUUAUACUCGACGCCACUGAGAGAGAAAAAAAAAUCAGAGGCCUUAAAGUUAUCAUGACCUACCUUUUUAACUCGAAUAAGUAGCAAACAUUCAAGUAUGGGGUGACCUAAUGUACCUAUGUUGUCUCCACCCUUAAGUAAGAUUAGUGUAAGUUGAGUGGUUUUGUUAGUGCAGUCUCUCGGUGUAUGGACCCUGCGUGCGUCAGAGCUUUGUCAAUGCGUGGAAGUCACUUUCUUUUGUGUGUGUGUGUGAUUGAUAUAAAUCCAUGUGUGCUGUAGUUUACGUAUAUGUCUGUUUUGGUUUGCCAGUUGUUUGUGAUUGGAUUGAUGUACAAUUGGAGGCCUUUGCUCUUUUGUUUGUUAAAUAUUUUUCUACAGUGUACUUAUUCUGUUUGUGAUUGUGCAUGAUUUAAUCUUCGUGUUCCAUCAACCCUCGUGUGUUUAGGGAUGGUACACAAGUGUUCAUCAACCCUCGUGUGUUUAGGGAUGGUACACAAAUGCUGCAUUUUUUUCAUCCAAGUUUGUACAUUUAAGAUAUGAUGAAAAUAAAGUUAUUUUGUAUUUGAGAUGAAA
Alosa sapidissima (American shad) is the source of this 5222-nucleotide messenger RNA. It is a transcript of the gene lonrf2, whose product is annotated as LON peptidase N-terminal domain and ring finger 2. Gene Ontology annotation, molecular function: protein binding. The coding region runs from base 1011 to 3371 and encodes 786 amino acids. The record is from RefSeq and is a predicted model, not a curated record. NCBI's taxonomy places the organism in Eukaryota, Metazoa, Chordata, Actinopteri, Clupeiformes, Clupeidae. The transcript is spliced from 12 exons.